UUUAAUACAGAAUUAGGAAGUUCUGUUUAUCAAAAAUUUUAUUAGAAUUUUGCUCUUAAACUGUUUUGUUCUGUUUGUAAGACCUCGAGAAUUUAUUAUCUCCACAUUGUUUUUUCAUUUUCUUCUUUGUUUAAUGGCCAUUUUUUCAGUGUUAUCUCAAUCCAUGAUAUAACUUCAGGAAGUUGUUCCUUGUAUGAUUUUUGAACAAACAGACUUGACGAACCAGUGGUGUAGACCAAGGACCAAAUAUAUAUUAUCGAAGCUCAGAAUGGUAUACAAUUUUCGAGUAUUUAAAAAACAAUCUCCUAAUGGAAAACUUACCAUGUACCUGGGGAAGAGGGAUUUUGUGGAUCACAUAUCUGGUGUAGAACCAAUUGAUGGUGUAGUCGUUAUUGAUGAUGACUACAAGAACCGCAAAAUUUUUGGCCAAGUAAUCUGCAGUUUCCGUUAUGGCCGCGAAGAAGAUGAGGUUAUGGGAUUAAAUUUUCAAAAAGAUCUAUUUUUGGUUUCUGAACAACUCUAUCCUUUACCUGAGAAAUCAGUAACAACCAAACUUCAAGACAGAUUAAUGAGAAAAUUAGGAGACAAUUGUUAUCCAUUUACAUUUAUUUUACCACCUAGUGCACCAGCUUCAGUCACUCUUCAACCGGGUUCUGAAGAUGAAGGACAACCAUGCGGUGUUCAUUAUUAUGUUAAAUUAUUUGUGGGUGAAAAUGAGACUAAUCGUUCUCACAAAAGAAAUGCUGUUAUGAUGGGUAUUAGAAAAGUUCAGUUUGCUCCAACUAAACAGGGAAGGCAACCUUGCACUGUUGUUAGAAAAGAUUUUAUGUUAAGUCCAGGUGAACUAGAACUGGAGGUUACGUUAGAUAAACAGCUAUAUCACCAUGGAGAAAAAAUAACUGUGAACAUUUGCGUACGAAACAAUAGUAACAAAAUAGUAAAAAAAAUCAAGGUAAUGGUACAGCAGGGUGUUGAUGUUGUUUUAUUUCAAAAUGGCCAGUAUCGAACGUCUGUGGCAAGUAUUGAAACUCAAGAAGGUUGUCCCAUUCAGCCAGGAUCAAGCCUACAGAAAGUGGUUUAUUUGCAACCUCUUUUGUCGUCAAAUAAAGACCAUAGAGGCAUCGCUCUGGAUGGCCAAUUAAAAAAACAGGAUUUAAAUUUAGCUUCCACUACUCUAUUAGCAUCACCUGAUCAACGUGACGCCUUUGGAAUUAUUGUCUCGUAUGCUGUAAAAGUGAAAUUGUACUUAGGAGCACUAGGUGGAGAAUUAUCUGCAGAGCUACCAUUUGUUCUUAUGCAUCCCAAGCCCAAUUCAAAAGGAAAACUUAUUCAAUCUGAUAGUCAAGCAGAUGUUGAAACAUUUCGACAAGAUACAAUUGAACCAGAUGUAGAUGAAGAUAAAUAUGAUUAAAACAUGAGAUUAAGUGUUUGUUGAUACCUUGUUUAUUAUUAUUAAAUAUUUAUAUGCCUAAUAUUACUAUUUAUC
Molecule: messenger RNA, 1486 nt
Organism: Anoplophora glabripennis (Asian longhorned beetle)
Lineage: Eukaryota; Metazoa; Arthropoda; Insecta; Coleoptera; Cerambycidae
Product: arrestin homolog
Exons: 8
Coding region: 194-1411 (405 amino acids)
Biological process (GO): signal transduction; G protein-coupled receptor internalization
Cellular component (GO): cytoplasm
Molecular function (GO): G protein-coupled receptor binding
Source: RefSeq, a predicted model, not a curated record